UUUGACUGAUUCUACACGCAAUACUUAGCCAUUUGGCGUGACUAUCUUCAUAAUUCACCUCAUUACAUAUAGUAACGUUAUCGGUUUGGCUCAUACUCCUCCUACACCUCAUAUUUUACCGUCAAAAAUAACACCACUUUGAUUCGUGCCAAUGUCGAAUAACAUAUAUUCUGCCGUCUACUCAGGCGUUCCAGUAUACGAAAUGAUGUGCCGAGGAAUUGCAGUUAUGCGUCGAAGAGCCGAUUCAUAUAUGAAUGCAACUCAAAUUCUCAAAGUGGCUGGAAUUGACAAAGGCAAACGUACCAAAAUCUUGGAGCGAGAAGUACUCAUUGGCGAGCAUGAAAAAGUCCAAGGUGGCUACGGAAAAUAUCAGGGUACAUGGAUACCGUUCGAUAAAAGCAGAGAGCUAGCAGAACGAUACUCCGUCGCGGGAUUCUUGGCUCCCAUGUUUGAUUUUGAUGGUCAACAGAACGGUGAGGGAAGCAGUGAAGUUGUCCUUACAAAGGAACAGCAUGCAGCUGUAGAGCGAAAGAAAGUAUUGCAAUCUUCACCUCUUGCGUCAACCUCCGCGGAUGCUCCGGCACGAUCGCCAUCAGCAAGGUUACAGUCAAAGGAAACCCCUUCUGCAACGACGAAAUCGCCUUUGGAGCCAAAAAAGACAAAAAGAACUGCUCCAGCAAUCACGCAAGUGACCAUUCAAAGAGGACAGGCUGCCGAUCCGCAAGACACAUCUGGAGAGAGACACAGAAGUGCUUUGAUGGCAAUAUUUUUGAAUGACGAUCCAAAUCACAUCCCAGAACUAUUGAAAUCACAAGAAAUACCCCAAGAUUUCAAUACUGAGCUAGUCAUAGAUGACCAAGGUCAUACCGCUUUGCAUUGGGCUGCAGCAUUGGCUCGGGAACAAGUUGUAGAGCUACUACUGAAGCGUGGCGCCCAUGUUUUACGUACGAAUUAUGCUGGAGAGACCGCCUUGAUGCGAGCUUGCAUGGUGGUCAAUAAUUAUGAACAAAAAACAUUCCAACACUUGUUGAGCUCACUAGAGAGAUCCCUUCUGGUUGCUGAUAAUAACGAUAGGACAUUUCUACACCAUAUUGCCUUAACAAGUGCCAUCGAAGGGCGAGAGGAGGCGGCUUCGUACUACUUACACUGCACUGUCAAGUUGCUUAGUGAGCGUAAAAACAUGCAAGGCUUGUUAGACUUACAAGACAUCAACGGUAACACAGCACUUAACAUUGCCGCAAGAGGUGGUAGCCAAAGAUUGGUCGAACAAUUAAUGGAAGCAGGAGCGAGUACUCAACUGACAAAUCAUCUUGGUAUCAAGCCUGAGGACUAUGAUGAAGAAGAUAUAGAAUCUGAGAGAGAAGCCGAACUGCAUAAUUUCAAUAGACCCUCUUAUGAUUCAGGACCACACACGCCAACAAGAGUGUCUUCACCAUAUAAUCUUAACUCCGUAGGACGUCUAAAGACGCCGGACAUCAUGCGUGAACCUUCGUUAGAGAACUUGCGUUCGCCACUUGUACCAAGUAAGCGCGGAAGAGAAAUUGUCUCUGCUGUUCAAAAAAUUGUCGAUGAACUGGAUUCGGAAUUUUCUGAAGAAUUGGAGGCAAAGCAGCACGAAAUUAACCAAAUUCAGCAGUCGCUGGAGAGCACAGCAACGGAGCUGAAAGAAAGUCGGGCUCGGUUGCAGCAAUACAAACUGGAGAGACAAAGGUUAGCGGAAGCUCAAAGAGCCCUGACCAAUCUGACAGAGGCCGUGGAUGCUGAGAAAGAAAGCACGGGCCUGCAGAAUAUAUCAGAGUUGAAGGAUGAGGACAUCGACCAAGAACUUGAUGUCAUAGCGCAUACACCAUCCUUUGAUCCAAGUAAACCAGAGAGCGCAGAAGCAAUGAAUGGCAAAGCCGACAGCAAAGAUUUGGAGCUUUCGAUCCGAAAACUACGUGCAAGAAUCACUAUAUAUCAAAAGAAUGAGAACGACCUUGUCGCUGAAUUGGAAGAGCUACAAAAGCAGAGUGGAGACAAGGAGAGCCAAUGUAAAAAACUGAUAGCCGCCUGUUGUGGAGUGCCUAUCGAGAAGGUGGAUAGUCUACUCCAUCCUUUAAUCCAGGCUAUUGAAAGUGAUCCUCCGGACCUUGAUCUUUCUCGCGUCGCUGGCUUUAUGGCAAAAAUUCAAAACCAUGAUGACAAAGGUGAUCUUGUGCUCAAAGGCUCUCAAAGUGCUGAUAAUAUGAACGAAGAUAGCGACUGAUGGUUCAUAUGUGAGAAUACAGCACCUGUAUUUCAUCGAUGUAUAUAAUAUUUUACCGGAAUAAAUGCUUGAACCCCUUUGCUGCUGAACGGCAGUUGAUUUUUUCAAAUUCA
Messenger RNA from Umbelopsis ramanniana AG, 2358 nucleotides. RefSeq lists its product as uncharacterized. Gene Ontology annotation, cellular component: MBF transcription complex; SBF transcription complex. The transcript has 4 exons. Lineage: Eukaryota; Fungi; Mucoromycota; Umbelopsidomycetes; Umbelopsidales; Umbelopsidaceae. The record is from RefSeq and is a predicted model, not a curated record. Gene Ontology annotation, molecular function: protein binding; transcription regulator activity; DNA binding. The coding region runs from base 152 to 2245 and encodes 697 amino acids.